CCCAGGCUCUCGUUCGUUCCCCCCUCUCGCGCCUUGUCCGUUGAGAGCAGAACCCAUCCUUCUCCGCCAUCACAAACCCCUCCCCCCCGCCAUCAUGGCCGACAAAGACUCCUUCCUUCACCUGGCUCGCCCGCUGGGGCCCGCUCCGGUUGGCGCACAGCCCUCGACCGCUCCUCUUACCGUGACCAUCCAGCCUCAGGCCAUUUUCUCCAUCCUCGACCACUCGCUCCGCCGCCCCGCCGACCAGGACCGCGUCAUUGGUACCCUCCUCGGUACCCGGAGCGAGGAUGGCACAGAGAUUGAGAUCCGGAACUGCUAUGCGGUCCCACACACUGAGACGGCCGAGCAGGUGGAAGUGGAUAUGGACUACCAGAAGCAGAUGCUUGCCCUUCACCUGCGCGCCAACCCCCGCGAGGUCCUUGUCGGCUGGUAUGCAACCAGCAGCGAGCUCAACACCUUCUCUGCCCUGAUUCAGAACUUUUACGGCCAGCAGGGGGACGGCACAUGGCCGCAUCCCGCGGUCCACCUCACUGUGAGCACCGUUCCCGGUGAGCCGAUAGACAGCAGGACGUACAUUUCCGCGCCGGUUGGCGUCACCGCAGAGCGUGCGGCCGACUCGUGUCUUUUCAUUCCCGUCCCCCACGAGCUCAAGUAUGGCGAGGCGGAGAGGUCGGGCCUGGAGCUCAUCUCGUCGGCCAAGGACCGCGAGGACCGCAGCCAGGGCAUCAUUACCGACCUGGAGUCCUUGGAACGUGCCAUCCAGCACGUCCUGGAUAUGCUGGAACGUGUCACCAAAUACGUAAACGAUGUUUUGGACGAGGAGGCUGAACCCUCAUCAGCCCUGGGCCAGUUCCUGCUCAAUGCGCUAAGCCUUGCACCAAAGGUUGAUGCGGCCGAUAUUGAGCGCGACUUCAACGCGCACAUCCAAGACGUUCUUGUUGUCUCCUACCUUUCCAACACCAUCCGUACCCAGAUCGACCUUUCCAACCGCCUUGCAACCGCCGCCCUAACCCUUGGCUCCAGUGAUGCUCUAGCGGAGGGCGGAGCACAGCGCGAAGGCGGAGGAGACAGGCAGAAGGGCGGCGAUCGGCGGGGCAAGGGAAGGCAGCAGAGGGCGCAAGAGGCAUGAAUAUCCACAUAUGGAAGAAAAGAUCAAACGGUCACGGUCGGUUAGGGGGGCAACAAAUAAUGCUAUGUUUGGAGUUGGGCGGAGGUUCCUUUGAUGAUGCAUACCAAGUCAUUUUCUCCCGACAGAUGUGGGUUCGUCUGACAGCGCGUUACUCUUUCGGCGAUGACGAGGAAGGGGAAGGGGCCUAAAAAUGGGAUAGAUUAUGAAUGACGCAUCCAAAAAGCCUGCCUAGCACAUGCCUAGCACUACUGCCAUGGGCAUGAGGCGGGCCUUGUAUGAAUGGCCUGGGUUGGGUUAGCGGAAUUCCCCUUUCCAAGACUAAGUCCGGUUCUGCUCAGGACUUGAUGGGCGAUAUGUUCGGAGCGAAGUUAGAUACAGCUGUUGCUGCUUGAGUGCAACUGAACAUGAACGUAUUC
Molecule: messenger RNA, 1545 nt
Organism: Westerdykella ornata
Lineage: Eukaryota; Fungi; Ascomycota; Dothideomycetes; Pleosporales; Sporormiaceae
Product: eukaryotic translation initiation factor 3 subunit F
Exons: 3
Coding region: 95-1129 (344 amino acids)
Biological process (GO): translational initiation
Cellular component (GO): eukaryotic translation initiation factor 3 complex, eIF3m
Molecular function (GO): translation initiation factor activity; metallopeptidase activity; translation initiation factor binding
Source: RefSeq, a predicted model, not a curated record